CCCUCCUCCCUCCCCGUGUGGUUUGUGGUAUCCCUGGAGGGACAGAAGGUGUCCUCCCGGGUCCAGGCCCUGACAGGCAGCUGGGCGGCCGAGAGCGCGGAUGCUCGCAGGCGUGCGCGCGUGGGAGGCGGCUGCGCUCUUCCCCCAGGGCCCGAGCGCGGCCUGAGGAUCCCCGCUCAGCCUGGGCGCUCAGUGGCCGUGGACUGGGCCUUGGGCGCGCGCGAGGUGGUGGCGGCGGCGGCAGCGCGGGGUGGGGUGGGGGAACCCCGGGACCCCAGGCCGCGCGAGCCAGCCCCGAGGCGCCUCGCCCACGCUCGCUCCUCUUCCCCUCCCCCGCUCCGCUUCCUUCCUCCGUCCAGCCCGGGCCGGACGCGAACCGGGGGCCAGCCUCGGGGACCGUUCAACUUGGCGGCUCCCGGGCCCGCUGCCCGCGCGCUAGUUGUGAGGCGUGGCCGGGCGAAGGAGGCGCUUGGGGGGCGUGGGGCUCCCCAGCUGGCGGCGGCGGCGGCGGCGAUCGAGAGGGCGCGCGGGACAAUGAGCUGGGCAGCUGCGCGCCGCGGCCGCCCUUAGCUGGCCGAGCGGGCCCACCUGCCGGCAUGAUGGGCCGAAUGGCCGAGCCAGGUGUCCCGCUGCUGUAAGGCCGGAGCGCCCAGAUCGCGGCGCGCCCGGGGCGCCGGGGACGUUCCUUGAUUAAUUCAUUGAUUUGUGGAGCGCUUCUCCCGAGCAGCCGCGAUGGCCAGCACCAGGAGCAUUGAGCUGGAGCAUUUUGAAGAACGGGACAAAAGGCCGCGGCCGGGGUCGCGGAGAGGGGCUCCCAGCGCCUCCGGGGGCAGCGGCAUCUCCGGCCCCAAGGGCAACGGGCUCAUCCCCAGCCCGGCGCACAGUGCUCACUGCAGCUUCUACCGCACGCGGACCUUGCAGGCCCUCAGCUCGGAGAAGAAGGCCAAGAAGGCGCGCUUCUACCGGAAUGGGGACCGCUACUUCAAAGGCCUGGUCUUCGCCAUCUCCAGCGACCGCUUCCGUUCCUUCGAUGCGCUCCUCAUGGAGCUCACCCGCUCGCUGUCAGACAAUGUGAACCUGCCCCAGGGCGUCCGCACAAUCUACACCAUCGACGGCAGCCGGAAGGUCACCAGCCUGGACGAGCUGCUGGAAGGUGAGAGUUACGUGUGUGCCUCCAAUGAACCAUUUCGUAAAGUUGAUUACACCAAAAACGUUAAUCCGAACUGGUCUGUGAACAUCAAGGGUGGUACCACCCGAGCCUUGGCCGUGGCCUCUGUGAAAAGUGAGGUGAAAGAAAGCAAGGAUUUCAUCAAACCCAAGUUAGUGACUGUGAUUCGAAGUGGAGUGAAGCCUAGGAAGGCUGUGCGGAUCCUUCUGAAUAAAAAGACUGCCCAUUCCUUUGAGCAGGUCCUCACGGAUAUCACUGAAGCCAUUAAACUAGACUCGGGCGUGGUCAAGAGGCUGUGCACCCUGGAUGGAAAGCAGGUUACUUGUCUGCAAGACUUUUUUGGUGAUGAUGAUGUUUUUAUUGCAUGUGGACCUGAAAAAUAUCGUUAUGCUCAAGAUGACUUUGUCCUGGAUCAUAGCGAAUGCCGGGUACUGAAGUCAUCUUAUUCUCGAGCCUCAGCUGCUAAGUAUUCGGGAUCCAAAAGCCCAGGGCCCUCCCGCCGCAGCAAGUCACCAGCCUCAGUAAAGAGGGCUGGCCACACCAGUGCCUGUUCUUCAGCCAAAUCCCCAGUGAACGGAACUCCCAGCAGCCAGCUCUCCACUCCUAAGUCCACGAAGUCCUCUAGUUCCUCUCCAACCAGCCCGGGAAGCUUCAGAGGAUUGAAGCAGGUUUCUGCUCCAGGCAGAUCUUCUUCCAAUGUGAACGGUGGACCUGAACUUGACCGUUGCCUGAGUCCUGAAGGUGUAAAUGGGAACAGGUGCUCUGAGUCAUUCACCCUCCUGGAGAAAUACAGAAUCGGGAAGGUCAUCGGAGAUGGCAACUUUGCGGUAGUUAAAGAGUGUGUGGACAGGUCUACUGGAAAGGAGUUUGCAUUAAAGAUUAUAGACAAAGCCAAAUGCUGUGGAAAGGAACAUCUGAUCGAGAAUGAAGUGUCAAUACUGCGCCGAGUGAAGCACCCCAACAUCAUCAUGCUGGUCGAGGAGAUGGAGACGGCGACGGAGCUCUUCCUGGUGAUGGAGCUGGUCAAAGGUGGAGAUCUCUUUGAUGCAAUUACUUCUUCAACCAAGUACACGGAGAGAGAUGGGAGUGCCAUGGUGUACAACCUCGCCAACGCCCUCAGAUACCUGCAUGGCCUCAGCAUUGUACACAGAGAUAUCAAGCCCGAGAAUCUUCUGGUGUGCGAAUAUCCGGAUGGAACCAAGUCUUUGAAGCUGGGAGACUUCGGGCUGGCUACAGUGGUUGAAGGCCCUUUGUACACUGUCUGUGGUACCCCGACCUACGUGGCACCAGAAAUCAUUGCAGAAACAGGUUAUGGCCUGAAGGUGGAUGUUUGGGCAGCUGGUGUGAUUACAUACAUCCUUCUCUGUGGAUUCCCACCAUUCCGGAGUGAGAACAAUCUCCAGGAAGACCUCUUUGACCAGAUCCUGGCUGGGAAGCUGGAGUUUCCAGCCCCCUACUGGGACAACAUUACAGAAUCUGCCAAGGAAUUAAUCAGUCAAAUGCUUCAGGUAAACGUUGAAGCUCGUUGUACUGCGGGGGAGAUUCUGAGUCACCCCUGGGUGUCCGAUGACGCAUCCCAGGAGAAUAAUAUGCAGGCUGAGGUUACAGGUAAACUCAAACGGCACUUUAAUAACGCGCUCCCCAAACAGAACAGCACCGCCACCGGGGUCUCCGUUAUCAUGAACACGGCUCUAGAUAAAGAGGGGCAGAUUUUCUGCGGCAAGCACUGUCAAGACAGCAGCAAACCCGCCAGGGAGCGGACCUCGCCAGCCCCUCCCCCAGCCCGGGAGGCCCCUCCCCCAGCCCGGGAGGCCCCUCCCCCAGCCCAGGAGGCUCCUCCCCCAGCCCGGGAGGCUCCUCCCCCAGCGGAGUCUCCCAAGCCCCCUCGACCUCCAGCCGCCUCUGGCUGUGAUCCUGCAGGGACCUGGCGCCGCCACCGAGACUGAACGCUGUGUAGACAGGCCCGAAGCUGCUCGCCGCCUCCGCCGCUUGCCAGGAAGGCGACUCUUCACCAGGCCUCAUCUCCUUGCUGAAAGAGCCUUUCCGUCCUGACUGCUGUUUUGACAGUUUGUUGGCAUGUUCUGUCACGGCCUGGGAACAGGACUAGGGUAUCCUGGAGCCCGUGUUCAGGAUGGCCUCGUGUACCCUGGGUUCUGCCCUCUCUAGUUCCUGGCCAUGUCAAGCCAUGUCAGUUGUGGAGACAUAUUUGGAGUGACUCAUUUUAAAUCAGCCGUGUUUCUAGUUCAGUAGACACUUGGCGGCUUUACACAGAGAAUGUGCAACUUUUAUCUGGAAUUACAUUCUUUUUAUAGAAAUGCAUCGGAUGAACUAGGAUUCUCCUACUGAAGGAUACUCCAAGUGCUCCCUUCUCCCCGGGACACAGUUGUGAUUGUUCCUUUGUAAUGUCCUGUGAGAAGCAACAUGGCCGCCUCCUCUUCAUAGGAAGCCUGAGGCUCCUGGCUUCUGGAUAGAAGAACUGAUCACCUCCGAUUCCUGACUGAGGGAAUGCAUCCUGAUGCCCCAGGAAGCAGCUCCCCUCUGGCUGGGGUGCAGGGCUCACAGACCUGUCAGACAUGCCCUCAGUUUCCCCUAGCGUUCCCUACACAUGUAUUAAUAAAUGCUUAUGAAGUUGGCCUGGGGCUUUUCAGUGGACUGUGCAGCAGCUCUUGGAAGAGCAGGAUGACCUUGACUGUGUCCCCACCAGGGGCUCCUCCCCCUCUGCUGUCUGUGAAGAGCACUCCAAAGCCAUGGCAGGUCUGCUGAGACCCAGCGGGGACUGGGGCGCAUGGUGCUCCUUGAAUGUCCUGUGACAACCUUCUGGAAGGCUGCUGGCAGUUUUUCCUUUUUUUCCACCGCCCUCCUCUUUUUAAUAAUUGUAUAUAACUGUAUUGUUUUACCUGCUUGUCUUCUGAACGGGUGGGCCCUACAGUUCACUCUCAUUGUUAGAUUUUUGCCUUCUCCAAGUAUCCCCGACCUGCAAUAAACUCCUCCCUCUUCGGAAAAGCCAUGGGGUGGGCAGAGGUUUCUGUGUGGUUGAUUUGGACAGUGCAUGUGAUCAGAGCACCUCUCCUUGGUCCAGACCCUCGGGGGCCAGUGUCUGGGGCCACUCCUGCAAGAGCACACAGAUCUUUGCCUUGGCUGAAGUGUAUGUGACCACAGGUGCUGAGACUCGGACCAAAGCACCAAAAGAAGCAAGCUGUUCAGAGAGGGAGCUAGGGACAGUCAUAGAAAAGCUGGGGCUCAGAGAAAGUGGGCUGGAGCAGCUUCCCAUGCCUAUCCUGGCUGGGGCCCCACUUCUCUGACUUGUAAGUUACAAGUUUCCCCGUGAGGCCCUGCUUUCUGCUUAUGACACUGCUCAUCUGUGCCUCUGGUCACCCAGAGCUGUCUCUGUCACCUUCUCGGAGCUUUACAUCGGUCCGGCUGGAAACCCCUGGCCAGGCUCCAGAUCUCUCGGCUCAGGACGCUGAGGGAAGGAGACAGCGGAUGGCCGGCUGGUCCUGGGUUCCACCCAGAGCUGUAGCAGACAUGGGAGGAAGAAGUGUUGGAGAACACUGUGGGCUGCAGGGUUAGAACAUUUUGCAUGUGUCUCCUCAGUAACUGGUUAAAAAAGGUUGAGUCUUAAUUAUGUGUGUGCCUGUCUGUGUGCAUGCAAAUGCAUUGUCCAUGGAGUCCAGAAGAGGGCAGCAAAUCUGAAGCUGGAGUUCCAGGCAGGUGUGAGCUGCCAGACGUGGGUGGGUGCUGGGAAUCAUACUCUGGUCCUCUGGAAGAACAGUAAGUUCUUUUAACCUCUGAGCCAUCUCUCCAGCACCAAGAACAAGAUUUUUCACAGCCUUGUGGCCGUUUUGCUUUCAGAGAGGGGAAGAGUUAAUGCAGAAGAAGAAAAAGGGCAGGUGGUGGCCAGGGUGUCUGCUGCUCAUCACAGCCUCCUCCCUCUCAGCUGUGGUGCUAAUUCGAGCUAAAGACUGAGUGCGUGGUCAGUGCAGGACCCACCCGUGUCUGGGAAGAAGAUUCCUUGUUCAGCAUGUGCCCUCCCUUUGUCCCUGGGGGAGGCAGGCAGUCAGGGAAGCCCGUACUGCCUCACAGUCCUUCCCUGGUGACAGUCCUUCCCUGGUGGGUAGGGUCCCUGGGAAGCCCAGAGCAGACGAGGUGAAGGAACAAGCCGGUAGGCAGCCGGGCCAAGACCAAGGAGCCACAGGAGGGGUGUCUAUGGCUGUGCCCCACUGCUGAGCCGGUAUCCACCCAAGCAGCAAGGCUGGGGAAGGGUUGGGGGAAGGACACACAGUUCCUCUGUCCAUCUGCUGCAUCAACACUUAGAAGCUGAAAUUCUGUUCUCACGAUCCAAAUUAAAUACAGGUACUUUAUUUCCGGGUGCUCACAUCCUUUUGAGAGAGUGGUAUGUGCCUGUUCAGACUCAUUCUCCUCCCGAAGAGGGGCAGUGUUGGAGGGUGGGGGGUAAACUUGGAUGGUGGCAGAUUAAUGCAAGUGGACGCCAUGGGAAGUGGGUACCUGAUGCCCUCCACAGCUGAGGGGGGGUCUCCCACCCCCCUCUCUCUGCCUCCCUUUGCAAAAGGUGGUGGGCAUGGACAUGUGUUACACGUAUUCAUUAAAUGCAUUUGAUAAAACACCCAGAAUCUCAUCAUGGCUAAGAGUGUGCGACUUAGGAAACGGGACAGUUUGGGAUGGAGUAACCAUAUUGAAAGAAAAAGUGCUGAUUAAUGUCUUGUAGAAAAUGCUAGAGCCGUACACCAUCCCAUGGAAAUUAUAAUAUUUACCACUUGUAUUAAUGUUUUCAUAAUACAUUAAAAACUUAAAAGGAACAGGUAAAGUA
Molecule: messenger RNA, 5996 nt
Organism: Peromyscus maniculatus bairdii (prairie deer mouse)
Lineage: Eukaryota; Metazoa; Chordata; Mammalia; Rodentia; Cricetidae
Gene: Dclk2
Product: doublecortin like kinase 2
Biological process (GO): intracellular signal transduction; axoneme assembly; retina development in camera-type eye
Cellular component (GO): axoneme
Molecular function (GO): protein kinase activity; ATP binding
Source: RefSeq, a predicted model, not a curated record